This is a messenger RNA of Microthlaspi erraticum, 246 nucleotides long. The record is from the annotation of a GenBank genome assembly. Lineage: Eukaryota; Viridiplantae; Streptophyta; Magnoliopsida; Brassicales; Brassicaceae.
AUGCCGAUUCUAUUCCAAUCCCGAUCGCUCAAGGGAACGAUGAGGCUCCGGCGGCGGGAUAUCAGUUUGCUUAAUUCGGCGGUGGAUAGUUAUGGGGAGAUGAGCUUCCGUUUCAGAGCGAUAGGGCCGCAAAUCAGCCCGAGCUACGAGUAUUUCCUUGCUUUCUUAUGCUUUAGGCAUGAUCCAACUACCUUGAUUCGCCCGGUAAGGAUACUACUGUUUCGGUUUCUCCUAACUCAGCCUUAG